Pocillopora verrucosa is the source of this 951-nucleotide messenger RNA. RefSeq names its product tyrosinase-like. Lineage: Eukaryota; Metazoa; Cnidaria; Anthozoa; Scleractinia; Pocilloporidae. The record is from RefSeq and is a predicted model, not a curated record. Gene Ontology annotation, molecular function: oxidoreductase activity.
AUGUCAUCUCUUGAGCGAGAACGGUACAUUAAAGUCAUAUUAACAGCUUCUACUGACCCAAAAUUUAAGAACGACUAUGAUGAGUUAAUCAAUCGGCAUAGAAAUAAGUUUUUCUCUGGAAUUCAUGGACGAACGCACUUCCUUACAUGGCAUCGCUAUUUCAUGUUGCUUUACGAGAACCUCCUUCGUCAAGUAGCCUGCAAUUUUACGAUAGCAUACUGGGAUUGGAGUUCAGUGUCUGGAAAUCCAUUCAGCACUGUGAAAAGAGAAAGCCUAUGGCACACCGCGAACUCUGGUUUCGGCGGGAACGGCAUAGGGCCGUAUAGCUGUGUCCAGACAGGACCAUUCAGAGAGGCCAAUUGGAGCAUCGUGCCACUUCCAGCCAAUUCCUUACCAGAGCCAGGUCCUCGGUGUUUAGCACGGAGGUUUAAUGGGAACCCUCCUGACUCUGUGGCAGUUCAAGAAGUCUUACGAAUACCAGCGAGUAACUUCACUGAUUUUGAGCUUAUGCUCCGAGUGAAUCUUCACGACGUUGUGCACUGUUUGAUAGACGGGACCAUGUGCUCGAUAGACUCAGCUGCUGCCCCGGAGUUUUUUCUUCACCACGGAUUUAUUGACAAGAUCUGGGACGAGUGGCAGAAGAAAAGUGACGCUCAUAAGAAUGCCUUCUUUCCUGGUAUCAAAGAGGUUAUGCCAGGAUCUAAAUUGCUACCUCAUCACGUACUCAACCUUUUGUCGCAGCCGGGAGGUGUUCGAGUAGAAUAUCAGUCAUCCAGGAAAGCCGCCAAUUUAUUACCUCUUUUAAGAGGACUAAGUCUCAGUGCUCUUCAUCAUAUUCCACGGAGACAGUUUUCUGGUGUCACUGAAAAGAUAAUAAAGGUAUUCCAUUUAAAGCCAUCUGAAGUGAAACGUGCAAAAGAAUUGGAGAAGCUGUUGCAGCCGUUGUAUUAG